AUGAAGCAGACCAUGCUCGAGUUUGAGCUCGAUCUCGACAAGAUGCCGCUUGGAAAGCUGUCCAAGGCGCAGCUGCUGGAGGCCUGCUCCACGCUGAAGGAGAUUGCCGGCCUCAUUGAAGGAGCUUCUGGCUCUGGCUCUGCUGGCUCUUCCAAGUCUACUGCCGCCCAGCAGCCGCUCAGCCUGAACAAGAUGCAGGCGGCGACCAACAAGUUCUACUCGCUGGUGCCGCACAACUUUGGCGCCCAGUGUCCGCCGCUGAUCAAGUCGGCGGCGCAGAUUGCCGCCAAGAUGCAGAUGCUCGAGUCGCUGAUGGACAUUGAGCUCGCCUACGACAUCAUGAAGCAGGAGGGCGGAGAGGGCGGCAGCGCCGAGCCGGUCGACCCCAUUGACGCCCACUACCAGAAGCUGAACACGGCGAUUGAGCCACUGGAUCCGACCAGCAAGGAGUUUGAGCUCAUUCAGACGUACCUGCGCAACACGCACGCCGCCACGCACAGCGGCUACUCCCUCGAGAUUGUGCACGUCUUCAAGGUGGAGCGCGCGGGCGAGGCGGAGCGUUUCGCGCCCCACCGCGCCAACGAGAACCGCAUGCUCCUCUGGCACGGCUCCCGACUGACCAACUUUCCGGGCAUCCUCAGCCAGGGCCUGCGCAUUGCCCCGCCGGAGGCGCCCGUCUGCGGCUACAUGUUCGGCAAGGGCGUCUACUUUGCCGACUCCGUCUCGAAGAGCGCCAACUACUGCGUCACCUCGCCGCACAACAACGAGGGGCUGAUGCUGCUCAGCGAGGUGGCCAUUGGAAAGAGCCAGGAGCUGCGCGACUCGAAGUUUGUCACCAGCCUGCCGAAGAAGUACAGCAGCGUGAAGGGCAUCGGCGAGACGCAGCCCGACCCUUCGGCGAUGCACGUCAUGGAGGACGGCGUGAAGGUGCCCAUGGGGAAGAUGGUGCGCGCCCUCAGCGACAAGCCCUCCUCCCUCCUCUACAACGAGUACAUCGUCUACAGUGAGGAGCAGAUUAAGCUGCGCUACCUGCUCAACGUCAAGUUCAACUACAACAACUAA
Messenger RNA from Rhagoletis zephyria (snowberry fruit fly), 1062 nucleotides. Lineage: Eukaryota; Metazoa; Arthropoda; Insecta; Diptera; Tephritidae. The record is from RefSeq and is a predicted model, not a curated record.